Molecule: messenger RNA, 1230 nt
Organism: Phytophthora nicotianae INRA-310
Lineage: Eukaryota; Oomycota; Peronosporomycetes; Peronosporales; Peronosporaceae
Exons: 1
Coding region: 175-849 (224 amino acids)
Molecular function (GO): DNA binding
Source: RefSeq, a predicted model, not a curated record
CGACUGACCAGCUCGACUUCCCCAUCUGUGUGGGCUAGAGAGCACGGCGACUACAUGCACAAGUCCGUCUCACUUGAGCAGCACGGAACGCUUUCUCGUUUCUUCUGUGCAAGGUAAACACAGUGCCUCAUUCUCAAUUCUGCGGCGCCCCAGCCAAACGCUAGACACCUCAAUAUGGCAAUCACCGCCGACGUCAAGAGCCAAUUGUUCAAGCCUAGCUCCAAUGCAGGCAGUGGCAGUGAGCUCAUCCGGCUACCGUCGGAUACUCCACCGUCACCCUCCAGCUCCUCAGACGGAGAGAAAAUGUCGCCAACCAACACUAAUGGCCGCGCGUGGACAGCGGAGGAGCACAACCGCUUCCUCGAAGGCCUCGAGCUCUUCCCUUCCGGUCCGUGGAAGGAGAUUGCAGCGCAUGUGGGCACUCGCACCACCCGCCAGACCAUGACCCACGCACAGAAAUACCGCGAGAAGAUCGCUCGUCGCAAGCGCGGCCUGCGUUCGUCAGCGAAGGAAGCGCGCUCGUUGAAGCGCCGACGUGACCAGAAGAAGCGCAGCGAUGCCGCGUCACCUUGCUCGGUGGCGGACCCCAAGAUGUCGUUAAUCCCUGCCGAGUCGGCACGGAGGGGCGUAGACCCGAUGGACUUCCACGGCUGCUUCGUGCCCGGACCAGUGAGCCAGUGCCAGUUCUACGGCAUGACUCCAGUGCCACAAGCAGAGUUCUCCAACUUUGCAGCCAUGUUAAGCGAUUUCGACCCGCUGCCCAUGUCCGAAGAGGAGAUUGACUUCAUCCUCGAGGCUGCAAUGGUGCAGACCCCAGUAGUGCAGACACACGCCGGGUUUGUCCUCUGACACGGCUUUUCAAGAUCAGGAUCACGACAAGAUACAAGCGACAAGCAGUUCAGCGGCAAGACCAGAGCCAAAUGCUCCCAAACCCCCCAAGUUGCCACGCACAUGCAUGUUAGUACCGUUACGUCAUUGCAUGUCCAUUGUGGAGUAUCCUUUGGAGACACGCUUCGUAGGGGAAAGUUAGAGAGAAGCGAGAAUUGUACACUCCAUGGCAACCGCGCAAAAUAGAAACAUGGGUUAUCAUUUAUUCCCGUUUUUCCUGUUGGCAAAAGUGCCACGGAUACCAUCACUCCGAACUGUUCUGGGCUGCAAAAAAGUUUCAAAGCAACAUGCAAUUGCGGUAUCUUGCUUUCAGCAACUUCAGUGUUCCUACCUGCUUUGCAA